Molecule: messenger RNA, 13385 nt
Organism: Malaya genurostris
Lineage: Eukaryota; Metazoa; Arthropoda; Insecta; Diptera; Culicidae
Product: zinc finger protein 271-like
Exons: 17
Coding region: 877-3351 (824 amino acids)
Biological process (GO): regulation of cytokine production; regulation of immune system process; negative regulation of transcription by RNA polymerase II
Cellular component (GO): nucleus
Molecular function (GO): RNA polymerase II cis-regulatory region sequence-specific DNA binding; DNA-binding transcription activator activity, RNA polymerase II-specific
Source: RefSeq, a predicted model, not a curated record
UUCUCAGUGGGAAGUCAGUGAUCAAAUUCAAAUGUAUUAUUAGCAUAAACGAAUCGUGUCGCAUAAGUAAUGUGAGCCUUGAAGUAUGAUUUUGUGCAUUGUAAAAAAUUCGUUCUAUAAAACUGUUUUAAUAAGAUUGUCUGAAUGAGACCAAAUUACCAGUUUUACACACUCUAGUAGAAUUCCAUUCUACCUUCUGAUGAUGCUUAUACACGGGUUGCUCGAUAAGUUUUGAUAAUUUGUAAUAAUUAUUUCUAUAAGUCAAAUCUGAUAGCAGCAUCGUAUAGCCCACUGUUAUAAAUGGAAUGCGUACUCAGAACACUUUGUUAUUUUAGUCUAUUUCUGCUAUUUAUAAUGACUAACAAAAUUCACUUCUGCAAAAAAAAGAUGUUUCGUUUCGAUAGUUUUCCGAAUUCAAUCGAGGUCGUCGUGCGCUCCAGAGCCAAUUAUUGAUGCUGCGCAUGGCCAGAUUUCCAAAGAUCGUUAUGUGACAUUUCAGGGUCACUUUCAUACAUUCAAUACUAUAUGUACAUUUGAUCGGAAAAAAGAUUUGUUCGCGUUAGAUACAGCAUGAUUUGACAAAUAAUAAACGGAAAUGUAGCGAAAAUUUAAUCAUGGUACUUCAAAAUAAGACUGUGAUGCGAAUGAAAUUCAACAACGGUCAAUGAGACUAUGAAUUUGAGUUGAAAUUGAAAUGAAGUAAUCGGUUUAGCCAUCUCAGAGAAAUCGAUAUGAGACUCCUUCUAGAAUAUUUUGAUCACUGUUUCCGGUGCUUCGCAAAUCUAGGGUCAGCUGCCGCUAGAUUGAGUGUAUUUCACAUUCAUCUAACAACUGAAAACUGGAAGAAAAAUACUGCUCAGUUUUGAGCUAUUCGACAUGAAAAUUAAUCAACACACGUUCGAAGAUGGAGAGAUCGAAGUUGCUAGUGAGGAGAUGUUGAGCCAGGAUCCACUGUCCGACAAUAAGCACUCAUUCGCCGUUUCACUCUCACUAGGAAAUCCAUUCAUCAACAUCAAUAAAAUCAAAUACCCAAAUACGCAUUUUCAGCACGAUCAAAUGCACACAAAAUCGACGUACCCAGGAAGAUUGACACAAGAGAAAAGCAUCGAAAACGUACAUUCGUCAAAUUCAACGCCUCAGCCUACUUUCGAAGAUGGAGAGAUUGAACUUUCCCGUCCGGAAAUUCUGAACCAAGAACAUAUUGUCGAUAAUAAACAUUCGCUCGCAGUGUCGCUCUCGUUAGGCAACACGUUAAUUAAUCUCAACAAAAUCAAAUACACAAAUGCCCAAUCUCAUCAUGAUCAAAUGUCUUCUAUGCGCCCUGAAAUGUUAGCUCAGUAUCCACUAGCAGACAAUAAGCACUCGCUCGCGGUAUCACUUUCGCUAGGGAAUACAUUAAUCAAUCUCAACAAGAUCAAGUGUCCACAGUGUCGGAAGCGUUUUGAUACGAUGGAGGAAAUGCAACAACAUCGCACCAAACAUCUAACGGAAAAUAAAUUUAAGUGCGAAAUAUGCAGUAAGGAAUUCCCUAGUCACAGCUCAAUGUGGAAGCACACCAAAGCCCACACCGGUGAUCGUCCAUUCGUUUGCCAAAUCUGCAACAAAGGGUUCACGCAACUAGCUAACCUGCAACGUCAUGACCUUGUUCACAACGGACUGAAGCCUUUCAAAUGUCCAAUCUGCGAAAAGUGCUUUACGCAGCAGGCAAAUAUGCUGAAACAUCAGCUCCUUCAUACCGGACUUAAACCAUACAAAUGUCCGGUGUGCCAGAAAGCAUUUUCUCAACAUGCAAAUAUGAUAAAACAUCAGAUGCUUCAUACAGGUUUGAAGCCUUAUAAGUGUCCAGUGUGCCAUAAGGCUUUCACCCAACACGCCAACAUGGUUAAACAUCAGAUGCUUCAUACCGGUUUAAAACCUUAUAAGUGUCCCGUUUGUGAUAAAGCAUUUACCCAACAAGCCAAUAUGGUCAAGCAUCAGAUGCUGCAUACUGGAGUAAAACCUUACAAGUGUUCUACGUGUGGCAAGGCUUUUGCACAGCAGGCAAACAUGGUCAAGCAUCAGAUGCUUCAUACCGGAGUGAAACCAUACAAAUGCCCAACCUGUGAUAAAGCUUUUGCUCAGCAGGCGAACAUGAUGAAGCAUCAGAUGCUCCACACCGGAUUAAAACCGUAUAAGUGCAACACGUGCGGUAAAGCCUUCGCUCAACAGGCCAACAUGGUUAAACAUCAGAUGCUUCAUACGGGUAUUAAACCGUAUAAAUGCAAUACGUGCGGUAAGGCUUUCGCACAGCAAGCCAACAUGGUCAAACAUCAGAUGCUUCAUACCGGAGUGAAACCCUACAAAUGCUCAGUAUGCGGUAAAGCAUUCGCACAGCAAGCAAACAUGGUAAAGCAUCAGAUGCUCCACAGCGGAAUAAAGCCAUAUAAAUGUCCAACUUGCGAUAAAGCUUUUGCCCAGCAGGCUAAUAUGGUUAAGCAUCAAAUGCUGCAUACUGGCGAAAAACCGUUUAAAUGCAAAAGCUGUGAUAAAGCAUUCUCACAACGUGCCAAUCUCAAAAAGCACGAAAUGGUCCACCUUGGAAUACGUCCGCACACCUGUCCAUUGUGCUCCAAAUCGUACUCGCAAUAUUCAAACCUUAAGAAACACUUGCUGGUUCACCAGAAGCAGUCAAUGAAGCAACAACAGAACGGACAAGUAAUGAUGAUACUGUACAACUGCCAGACAUGCAAAAUGCAGUUUGAAAACAUUCUCGAAUUCGAACGGCACACUAAACAAUGCAACGAAUUAAACAACGGUGGUCACGGUCUGAAGCUGGAGAAUAUCAAUAUAAAGAGCGAGAUUGACAUUGACGGCAGUUCCAGUUCAGGAAUGCCACAGCACAUCACUAUUCCGCACAGUCAGCCUCAACCUUCGAUGCACGUACCCUCAGCGAUAUUGACUUCCGUGAUCUCAUCAUCUUCGGCAGUGAGCAAUGCCCACACUCUAAGCACUGCUCAUGCUAGCCACCAUCCCGAUGUACACCCACAGCAUCCUCAGCCGCAGCAUACACCGCCAGCCCAGCAUCAGCAACAACAACAGCAGCAACAGAGUAUACAUCAGCAGCAACCUCCUCCAUCCCAUCAGCAUCAUCCUUCACUACAGCAGCAGCAUAAUCUUCCAAUUCACCUUCAACAGCAGCUAUCGCAUCACCUAAUAUCCACGCAUCUUCCCCACCAAGAUCACGGGUCUGCUGAUCUGCACCAUCAGGUCAACUUCCAUCAUCCACACAUACCGCAUAUUCCUAAUCUACCGCACAAAAUCUUGUCCCCUCUUUUCCACAUUCCUCCCUUCAAUAAUAACCACAGCACAUAAUGGAACGCUCGCAAGGGAUCAUCAACGGCUGAUGGGUCCCUAACGGCUGCCGAAACGGCUUCCGCUGUUUCGACCUUUGUGGCCAAGACUGAACCAACAUCGCAGUAGAGCCUUGAAUGUGCUAGACUCUACUAGAGGCGGAACACCAGUACAUACUUGUGUAUGGUGUAACCAUUACCACCGUAAUGGUCAUGUCCUGCGGUGACAUCAAAUCAAAACGUGUACGAAUGCAGCAAGCUAGUGGUUAGCGUAUGAUUAAAAGCGAAACGUGUUGGCACUGGAUAUACUCAGAGAGUAUUACAUAGAUAGACUAUUAAGGGCAGUGUUGAGUGUUUAAAAUGCAACUUUUUAUUAGUUUCUAUAACUGCAAAUAUGUACGCUUUUUGUUAUUCAUCCCCAAUAAACAACGAAAUAGUUGUUGAAUCGGCGAAUGAAUCUAGUUAUGAUGGCUCUGGUUCUUGAUGAUGCUACGCAGUGGUAGAAGUUUUAAGAUAUUGACAAGUAUCGGCUGUUCAAUCGGUAAUGAGUAAUGAAGUGUUGAUCGGUUUCAUGUUCAGUUUUAUUACAAUGAUGAUUACGAUUACGAUUUGGUGUAAUGUGCUCUUCUGUAGUACUUAGCUUGCGGCGACGGAAUCGACGCAGAAUAGCGAAACAAGAAAAAUUUACCCUGUUGCAGUUGUCCGUAUGAAUGGGCGGGCCACCAUAAUGGUACAGGUUGGAUCGAUUUCAAAUGAAUGUCCCUGGAUGUUCUAACCCUUUCGUUACCUGUUCUAUGGAAGUUAUAAGCAAAUUUUCAUUUAUGCUUGAAUAACUGAUUAGAUCAAAUGGAAGCUGUGCCAGUGAAACUUUAUUAUGUGGUAAUGAUGAAAUUUAGUAUAGUAAUUGUGUGGAAUUGAAGCAAUCGGAAUUUGAAAUUAUGCGAGACUUCUGUAACCGAUUUUAAUAAAUAUAUUGAUUUCACCUGAAAAUACCUCAUAGAUCAUAGAUGUUUUUGGAACUAGUAGAAUUUUUUCGCUCUCAACUAAUUUUGUUUAGGAGCAUUAAAAUUUGAAUGAAUAAUUGAAUGUAUCAUCUUAUAAUGGCUAUGGAAACAUUGUCAUCGCAACAGUCAAUAUAGCUUUCUAGCUUCUAGUUUCGAAAGGGUUCAAAAAUUAUGUCAGUUUAAAAGUUGAUACAAGAGAUAAUUUUUAUCUAUGGUCUGAACGUAAUAUUCAGUUACAAUUCGUCAAUAAGUUAACUCUGGGUGGCACCGGCAGAGCUGCAAAUUGUCAGUCAUGUCAAAUGACCUUGACAUACUGACUAAAAUCAUCGUCAACUGUAAUCGGUACGGUCAAAGUGUCUGUCAAAUGAGAUACUCGAUAGUUCUAUGACCAAGUAGAAGUAUACUCAGUCAAAGACAGGUGACGCAUUUUGUUCUCUCUCUCAUUCUCCUAUUCCCUACACGGGACAAUAUUAUUGUCAGUCCGCAUUUUCCGGAAAAAUCAAGCGUUUGGAGCUUCAAAUAUUGCAACUGAACAUUGAAAUAUUGAGAGAAGAGUUCAUUGCACAUAUUUGACAGUUUCCUCUCUGGAGAGAAAGUAUUGUCGGAUUGAUGAGCAGUUUUGAUUUUUUGACAAUAUUUUUGUCAAGCCGAUGAAGUUUCCACAUGUGACAGUCAUAAUUCGCGAAAAAUAUCGCGAUUCUCACUCACUCACUGAAAUGUCCGAAAUCUAAAAACAAUUUUGUUUUGAAGCCGAAUGUCUUAGAAUUGCAUGAAUCGUCGAAAUCUGGUGUUAUCGAGUUAGACGUAUGUUUCGUCAAAACACGAUCAGUCAAAGACAGGUGACGCAUUUUGUUCUCUUUUUCAUUCUCCUAUUCCCUACUGAAGUAAAAAAAUUCCAUGAGAGUACUAACAUAAACAUAAAUUGAUAAAGUUUAUUGUUCUUUGUAAAAAGCCAUCGGAUUUCGGAGUUUAUUGGUGUACAUGAAUUUAAUUCAAUGUAUAUGCUGCUUGAUUAAUAUUUAGUCACAUCUUAAUCAAGCAGUGACAGGAGAAAUGAAGAUAAUAUCAAUCAAUGAGCGUCCUAGUGAGUAUAAUAACAAGAGAAUUUAAGUUAUAACAGAUCGGCUCUCAGACACUCAAUAUAUGAUGAUUAGUAGAGCCUGGUUGGCAGCAGUCCAGUGACAUAAACUUUCCAAUCUUCGUCGUGCAAAGUUGUUCGUUGAUAAUGACAUUUAGCAGCUCUGGGCACUGGAAAAAAAAACUGUUCCAAAACUCUGCGUAUCGACCUUGACUUCGCGAUUAAUAUUGAGCGAGGCUAGACCAAGUGAUCACUUCUGUGAACUUCAAUUAAUAGAGAGUAGAUCUGGCCUUGUUAUGAAAAAUUUGCAAGGAAAAACGAAAAUUCAACGAUAAAUUGUUUUAUUUUGCGUGCCCCACGUUACUUAUACGCAAACCAUACACCAGAGUGCUCACCGGCGUGUACACCUCUGUGAAAGUAUCUGCAUUUACCUCAGAGAAUUUAUUAGCUCUGCUUUAGCACUUUGGUGCGAUUCAGUGGAGGAGAUAAAAGUAAAUAAACAAACAACACUCAUGAUGCGUGCACACUUCAUACAACAGUGGUGUUCACGGUGGAAAGCAAGUGAAGUGAAUGUAGGUCCUUAUUACGGAAGUCGCUUCAGAGAUAAAAGUAAUUGCUUGGAUGAACUUGAUGUCAUUAUGAACAUCACGCCACCAACAUUUUGUUGAAAAAAAUUGUUUUUUUUUCACCACAGUGAUCACUUCACUAUGCGUGAUGCUGGUAAUAGGUAAAAUCAAGUGAAGUGACAUGUAAGUGAAGUGAAUGUGAAAGUGGAAGUGAGAACGGUAAUAAGGGCCAGUGAUUAAAACAAAAUUGACUGGGCAAUAUGUGUUCAAAAUCUUGCCAAAUUUCUAUACGUAUAUUUCUUUGAAUUUCUAAUUUGCCACCCCUAUAUACAGGGUCCGGCACUCGAAGUGUAACCAAUUAAAAAGGCCAUAAAUUCAGUUUGGAAAAUUACUUUUACUUAAUUCAAAGUACAAAAUGUGUAAAAAUAAUACAAAAUUCAGAAUCAAUUCACUUUUGCUCGAUAUGACCACCUUUUGCCUUGACUUGAUGACUUGAGAGAGCGAAGGAGUUGCUUCGUUUGGCCGAAAGCGGUCAAUUUCCGAACAUUGUAUUUUCUGACGAGAAAAUUUUUCCAAUUGAGCAAUUCGUAAGCUCUCAAAACGAUAGGGUUUACUUGACCGACCGUUCAUACGAGAAUUUGAGUCAUCGAUUGGCCACCAGGAGGCAGCACCCGCAACAGAUAAUGGUUUGGGCCGCUGUACCGCAGAUGGGCGCUCUCCAAUCGUUUUCAUCGAGCCUGGCGUCAAGGUAAAUGCGACAUAUUAUCGGGAAAGUAUUCUGGAGGUUGCUUUGAAGCCGUGGGCAGACAAACAUUUCGGUGGCAGACCAUGGACGUUUCAGCAGGACUCGGCACCGUCUCACAAAGCUCGAGUGAACCAAGAAUGGCUGAAAAACAACGUUCCGAACUUCAUCACGUCCACACAAUGGCUCUCGAAUUCACCAGAUGCGAAUCCAAUGGAUUAUUCUCUUUGGGCCAUUUUGGAGAGCAAAGUCCGAACUAAAAGAUACACCAGUCUCGAGGCGCUGAAAAAAGUUAUUGUCCGCGAGUGGGCCAAAAUACCUGCAAGUCACAUUCGGCCAAACGAAGCAACUCCUUGCUCUCUCAGGUCAUCAAGUCAAGGCAAAAGGUUGUCAUAUCGAGCAAAAGUGAAUUGAUUCUGAAUUUUGUAUUAUUUUUACACAUUUUGUACUUUGAAUUAAGUAAAAGUAAUUUUCCAAACUGAAUUUAUGGCCUUUUUAAUUGGUUACACUUCGAGUGCCGGACCCUGUAGAAAACAAAAAUGUGUUCCAUAUGAUGUUAAAUCUGCACAAAAAAAAUGCAGCCCAAGCACAACACAAGUCUUUAGCUUGCUUAUGCUUUUUACUUGUAUAACGCUCUCAGACGAGUCCGUACCGAAACACGUGAAUUAUAGGUAAGGUGAUGAAACUAUCAUCAGCGGCCCUUACACGUGACAAUAUUAUUGUCAAUCCAAAGUAUUUUCAAUACCGUCAAUCCUGGCUUGAUAACUUGAGUCCGAGUUUUUCAAAAAAUUCAAGCGUUUGGCGCUUUAAAUAUUGUAAAUGAAUAUUAAAAUAUUGAGAGAAGAGGUCAUUGCACAUAUUUAAUAGUUUCUCUCUUGAGAGAAAGUAUUAUCGGAUUGAUGCACUGAGGAUACUACACGUUGGAAAAUCAUACGAAUGUACUCUGAUUUUUCGUCGCAAGUUUUUCUAUUUAAUAUCCUAGUUUUGAACUAUGUCAUGGUCCCAUUCGGAAUUCCUGAAUUUCAUCCGGAUGGAGUUAUAGGGUAUAGUGUGUUCAAUAAAAAAUUUUCUAAACUUGUCUCAAAACUACACAAAUCGGUAGUCAUUAUCAGUAGGCAACUAAACAAACCGAUUUCGGCUAUCCUGGUUCCCGGUAUACGGUUCCGGAAAUUAAACAAACAUUUCAAUCGUUAUUUAGAGUGCGAUGGCAAAAUUGUAUAAAAUCUUCAAAAUUUGAAAAAAAAAUUAGUAGAGUUUGUACGUCAUGUUAGUUGGUGGUCGUACGAACCGACUUCGAUUAUACCGGUUCUCGGGUUCCGGUGCCGGAAGUGCAUAUAAUAGUAAACCCACUUCGUUUUCUUAAAGAUGUUUCAUUCUACAUGUUAUGCACAUACAAUCUCUUGGUUUCUUUCAAAAAUCGAAGAGAAAAAUUUUGAAUAGAAUACCACAAUAUUAUACAUGAGAAAGGCAUCAUUACACCACUAGGUGGAUUAAAACAGGUUUUAUAUCUAAAUAAGGCUUAUUCUUAAGUGCAGUAUCCUUAGUGAAAUUAAACUGGUAUUCCAAUUUACUUGGGCAGAAGGAAUAGCAUCAAUAAUUUUAGUUCUCGUCCAACAAAUUAGGACGGUUAUAUCCACUCCGCACUCUAAACAUAAAAAGAUUAUUUAGGUACACAGCGCAUUAAAUAGAUUAGUUAAAAUUACCUCUGAAUACUUGCGACGUACUAGCCGGAAUCGGAAGAUCCUGACGUAAAUCAUCAGCGGAAGCCAUGUUGCACUAUUUUUGAUCGAGUAUCAUACGCGCCAACUAUGAUUUUUUUUUCACACAAGAUGCAACUUUGAAUUUCAUUGAGCUGACGUAUGAAAUGUGCACGUGUAUCGUAUACAGAUCAUAAAGCAGUUAAAUGAAAUCUAUUUCAUUGUAAUGAAUCCCAUACGGCAGCAAUGAAAUUGUCAAAAAUAAAAAAAUGACACAAUCAUAAGAUUUGACUUCUUAAAUGCAGUAUCCUGAGUUUUGGUAUUCUUAAAUGCAGUAUCCUGAGUGUGAGCAGUUUUGAUUUUUUGACAAUAUUUUCGUUAAUCCGAUGAAGUUUCCACUACACGAUUAAAAGUAUUUACCCCGAUUCUGCAAUCCGACGGAUUUGUGAUACGAACGAAUCUACACUUUCGUUCGAGUUCUAAUUUUGCAUUCUUUAUUCCAUUCGACUUGUAUGAUUCGAUCGAACUCACGUUGAAAUUUCGAACACUAAUCAUCAAAGCUGUCAACACUACUCACACGUUCUAUAUUAUUUAUAGUAUUAAUUCCUUAGUAAACGAAACCGUCACACUCGUAUAAAUAAAUUGGAACGAUUCUAAACCGAACAGAAGUAAUACGUAUGCAAGUUGAUCGAGUAAUGUUCGAAAAUUGAACAAUCGAACGAAUGAUAUUCGAGUUCAUACCCAACUCGAAAAGAAUACAGAAUGGAAAUUGCACAUUCGAUCGGAAUAUUUCGAAUCGAUCGACGUAUAGAAUAGGGUUGAUUGUCAAUACUCCUUGUAGUGACAAUAAUAUUGUCUCGUGAAAGGGUCGCUUAUGCGACAGUCAUAAUUCGCGAAAAAUAUUGCGAUUCUCACUCACUCACUGAAAUUUCGGAAAUCGAAAAACAAUUUUGUUUUGAUGCCGAAUGUAUUAGAAAUCGUCGUGAAUCGUGGAAAUCUGGUGUUAUCGAGUUAGACGUAUGUUUCGUCAAAACACGAUCAUAUACGAGGCUUGCACGGAAUUCUACUUCAUGUGCCGGUUUGGAUGUUUACUGGCUUUGUACGACUUGUAGUUUCCCUGGCAAGAAUUUUUCGCACCAUUUGAAAGUUGGCGUUGUACCUUUUGGUCACAGCUCGGACCCCAAUACCUUGCUGCGCAGCUGAUGGUCUCUGGUUAAGGCAAGGUUUCUCCAAAAAUCGCACUUAUUGUUUAAACAAUAUUUCAAAAUUAUACUCUUUACAGAUAAAAGUACAUAUAUAAAUCAUCGUACAACUUUUUCAUUCAUCUUAUUUCCACAAUAUGGCGGCUCUAAAAACAGCUCCUUAAACUCGUUCGAUUUGUUGGUGGGUGUCAUCAUUUCUUGAAAACGACUUUUAAGACUACAUUUUAGACAAAUGCACAAAACGAAAUUUGUUUGAGCUUAAUUUUUUUCACGUUUCGCCUUCAGCUCAUCAGUGCGUAAAGCAAUUCAACUUGAAUUGGCUUUAAACCUUAAACAACCUUUGGGGAUUUGAAAAAAAUAGAUUGCAGACGCACUCAUUUUAAUGAGAAUGAAGAAUAUUUUUAAGAGACUUCAAGAUAGGUUUGCUGCCAUUUAAUUGUGCUUUCAUUAUAGUAAUGUAUUUCACUUCAAACAAUUAACAAAUUAGAGAACUUUGGCUCAAGAUGCGAUUGAUUACAAAUUUUAGAACCGAACCAACCAUUCAAUAUUAUGUCAACGCUAUUCUUAAAGGCAGCAAUAAAUUCGAGUCCGAAAUGAACAGGAAACAGACUUGUUUUCUAAAAAAUUAUCGAUUAUUGCCUUAUUAGGUAUUAUUCUAUUCAAUUUGCAACUAUGAGAUUAAUACUUAAGAAAUCUUUCCAAAAUAGAAAAUAACAUAACGUUUCAUUGCUAUUUCAACCGAUAUUUGUCAAUAUGUGAACAUACGAAAUGAACAGAGAAAUAAAAAACACAUAGUUAAGAAGAGAAAAACAGAAACGAGCGAACCUUGUGAUAUUUUCCGAUUGUGUUGCGUGCUGAAUCUCGACAGAAGCUGCUUCUAGUGAGUCAAAUAUGGAAUGUGGAUAUCAAAUAAUAACAGGAGCCAGAGUACCUAUGCAUCUCUUACCAAUAAUUACCUUAAUUACUGAGCUCAUGGUGAACUGCAGUAGUAGUAGUAAGAAUUUGAGCUCAAAUUAACUUGCAAGGUAAUUAUUGAAACAUUCGACAUUUUUUUGUUAGCAAAUCGGGAGUUGAACUUGGAAACGUUCAUUGUAUAUAACUAUAUAGUAACAUAAACCUAGAUUUUUAAAAAAGUAGGAUGAUAAUCCUCAAAAAGUCAGUAUAAGUUGGAAUUUUGGAAAUAGUAAUCAGAGGUAGAAUAAUCAACUAUGAAUUGAUCAUAAUACACCACACUAGCAGUAUAGCAUGGAAACAAGACAACUUAUCUGCGGAAACAACCCAAUCUAGUUUACGCUUUGCCAUGGUGGAUUCAAAUCCCGGCUCUUAUAAUAGAAGCGAACAGACUGAAUGUUAGUAGCUUGUUAGUCUAGCCCCUACCAUCAAUAAAUAAAAAUAGUCCAGCGGUUAUGGCUAAGGAAAAAAGAAAAAGUCGUUUCGGGCUAAAGUUCCUAAAGAAAAUAACUCAGAAUGGUAUGAAAUUAUGCUAUCGCUAGUAGGCGAGCAUGUGAUAGGAGCCGAUUAGAAGUCGAGAGUUCAAUAGCCAAUACUCUCGUGAUUUAGUAUUUUUGUAAUUCCUCAUUUCAGUCAGCUGAAAUCGCGCCUUUGAAUACUGAUCUCUUAUCUAUGUUUUAUGUCAUCGUGUGGUUGUUUGAUCUCUCCACACUGUUCUCUAUUUGGACGACAGUUUUGCCAUUUACCAAGAAAGGUUUAGAAACAAUUUGCUCCUAUCCGUACUAGUCUUCCGGAGGGCGAUUUUGUGUUUUACGAAACGAUAUUUUGAUUGAAUAUUUUGCUACACGAUUAUGAAGUGACAGUGAAUUUUGCCCCGUGGCAGAGUGAAAAGUUUUGGUUACAGAAAACAUGAAUCUCUUCACAGACAGCACAAGAUUCAAUCGUACGUUCGCGUUACUAGACUUUUUGGAUGAUUAUUAAAACAGUUCCUACCAGAAGUGCUUCAUAAAAAUUUCAAUAAUUAGAUCCUAGGUUCAAAAAUAAUGAGAUUCGUUCAAAGCAGAAAAUAAUUGCAUGUCGUCUAAGUUACACUUCUCGAAAGUAGUUUCGAACAAAACUAGUGGUCGUCGAGCUUCAACUUCAUUUAGCGUCAUUUUAAUAAUUGGAUGCAAUUCGUAAAACCAGCUGAGUUGAGACAAGAAAUGGUUUACUUUACAGAUGGUGUGAAAAAUAUGUUAACCUUCAAGUAUCAACCAUACUAAGAGAUAUUAGAUGACACUUUGUUCCAUCUAUGAACGGAAUACUGAACUAGAACUAGACAUUUACGAAUACGACUGAACGUAUAGAUUUCGUUAGUUUUUUUUUCUUCAUCCUCAUAAACAACACUAAUCAAAACCGUAACCCAUAGGAUAGGGUUUCAAUAAACACAUUAACAAAUAUUACAUGCUUGCGCUCUAAAGUCUUCCAAAGUUUAAGUUACAUUUUACUUGCAAAAAAAACUAUUGAUCUUUCUCUCUAGAACACAAUAUUGUUAGAUAUUGCUAUCGUAACCGGCUAGCUUUUGUUUCGCUCGAAGCACAGACGGCUCGACGUGAAAUAGGUUUUAAUUGAUCCUCAACAGAAUUCAGGUUUAAGUUACAGAUACUAACAUUAGACAUUAGUGUGUAAUAAGGAAGAAAGUAUGUGCGAAUUUCGCUGCUUUUAAGGAUAGCAGUAGCACUCGAAAGUCAGCGAACAUCAGAACCAGUGCGCUGUUUGCAUAAUACUGAAACACAGACACUUAAUGCAUAUACGUAUGUAUAAGAAAUAGGACUUAAAAUAGUUGCGCCAUUGGCAAAUGUAGGAUAUUAGCGAGGAUUAAAUGUGUAUAAAAAAAACAAUGAUAAAAGUAGAAGUUAAAAACACAACUCCAUUAGCAGUAAUCAAAAUAUAUCUCUAAAUCGCCACAAUCAUAUAUGAUGUUAAAUAACAUGCGCGGAAACACAGAAACACUCAUACACACACAAUGCUAAAAGGUGAUAGACAUGUUAGAAAGUCAUUUAUAUAAGGAAAAGAAACGGAAAGGAAAAUGUUAAUUUGUUAACACAAGUGCUUGAAUAGGAAUAUAUCAGACGAAACGAACUUUAGCUGGUGUAACAGUCGCGCAGAUGGGAGCUUCCAAGAACUCCUGGCUGGCGCCGACACACGAACCACAAUAAUUGGCUGUUGAAUAGAGAGUGUUACCUUUAAUUAAUUGAUAGAUGAUGGUUAGGCUAGAAACAGAAUGAAAAACAGAGAGAGAUAUAUAAGUCAGUCUGGAUAAGCAGAGCAGAGUUACUGUUCAAAACAGUUUUGCGAAGCGAUUAAAAAAAACAGUGCAAAAAGGUAAAAUCUUUAGUAAAAGAACGAAACAGAAUGUUUUAUUGAAAACAGAAAACAAUACUUUUUAUUUUAUUUUUUUAACAAACGAGUCAAAUAUGACGAUGAAACUGUUGAUGUGAGAAAUAAAAAAAGGAAGAGUUUAAAUAUGUUGGCUGGUUAUCAUAUCUGACUCGUUGCGCAGUGCGAUAUGGCUUAAGUUAGAUGCUAUUCUAUUUCCCAGUUUUUGUGUAUACACUGAACAAAAUGUUACUUCACAAAUAAAAAGCACACAAAUGUUUAACAAACAUCAGCGUGGUCUUAGGCAAUACAUUGUUUGAUGCGUUUUUUGGCUGCUGUAAAUGAUUCGUUAAGCGUAAUUUGAAAAAAAAAAUGGAAUAGUAUAGAUUUCUCUUUUUUAUUACAUUUUCCUAUUAUUGCUACGAUAAACAAUCAAAUAAAAAAUACUUAUAGACACA